Molecule: messenger RNA, 1161 nt
Organism: Heteronotia binoei (common prickly gecko)
Lineage: Eukaryota; Metazoa; Chordata; Lepidosauria; Squamata; Gekkonidae
Gene: EVI2A
Product: ecotropic viral integration site 2A
Exons: 2
Coding region: 158-982 (274 amino acids)
Cellular component (GO): membrane
Source: RefSeq, a predicted model, not a curated record
UCUUCUGAAAGGACAGCAACAGAAACCCUCCCAUCACCCACAUCUAGAGUUUGGCACUGUGGGGGCCGGAAAAAAGAACAGGCAGCUAACUUAACACAACUUCUCAGAGUCAGACUCUCUGUCGGCUCCUCCACCAGGUGACAACCAUCCCCCCAAGAUGAAACUGAUGGCCAUCUCACACGUACAUCUGGCUUUCAUUCUGGGCUCCAUCCUAGCAUUAUACUUACAAGCGAGAGGAAGUGCUACUGAUGUCCCCUUGGGAAUGACUGAAAGUCCUGCAGUUCCUACCAGUCAAAGCCCAACAAGCCAGGAGCCAACAAAACCAAGUACAGCUCUUACUACAACAGUUACACAGGAGAAAACUACUUCUGCAACACAGACAUCUGCCUUCCAAUCUGCAUCACCCACAGAGACAUCCAUCUUCCAAUCAAGAUCACCAACAGAGAUGUCAGCUUCCCCAUCACCCUCAACACUAACACCAGAGGUGCUGACAUCUUUUUAUGUGACCACUACAACUAACACUGAUCAGGGAUCAGGGAUCCUUGGCAAGGAGCAGGCUACAGCUAACAAAGAUGAAAUCUGUGAUGAAAACAAUAAGAGAAUAAUGUUAAUUUGCUUCAUUAUCAUUGGGGUCCUUGUCUUUAUCGGUGUUCUUCUACUCCUGGUCAUUGUAGUUCUGGCAAGCAAAAUGUCCCAUCUCAAGAGAAGACACCCAAGCAAGCGCCUGCCCAGGAGCAACGGCGACUUUUUAAGUGGGAACAGUUUGUGGCCUCUUGGUUUGGAAACACUGCAGAGGACGUCCAAUGAAACACCAGGAACCAAUCCAAAAACACAAGGCCCUGGGCUGGAGAGAGUGAGUGCAGAACAUGAGCAAUUUGAAGAAGCUGGAAAGAAACUAGCUAGAGAAAUAUCCAACAGACAGAAGCGCCAAGAGAUGCCACCAAAAUCACAUGACAGCACCCUAGCCAGGGUGGAGGUUUAAGCCAAGUUCCAGCAGCCAUUUUAAAAACCUGAAAGUUGCACACCGCUCUUGUGAGCAGAUUGGGUUCUAGGUAGAAACUGCUGCUGGUGAUCUUUGGGGUACUACAGAUAUAUGAGCUGUCACGGUAGACAAAAGCGCCCCACAUUAUUCUGGAGUCAAGAAAGAUUUCACAGCUACUC